UAGCUUUGCUUCACAUGCUUUCCACUUUCUCAUACUAAACCAACAACUACAAGAAAAGAACAAAGUCCCCUUCUUUUAACUCCUAUUAAUUCCCAUCACUUCUUCCCUUUGCUACAUAACACACACAACCAAAAACAAAACUUGUUACACUAUCACCAAAUGAAAUCUAAGAACCUUUGAUCUUUUCUUCAAAUACCCUUACAGUUUUCUAGUUUUCUGUACCGUGAGGAUUCAUCAUAAAUCCACAAAAAUGAGGACGGGUGGUUAUACUUUCCAACAAUCAUUAACUUCUGAAUCUGCAAGCAUAGUGAAACAAGCUGUGAACUUAGCUAGAAGAAGAGGCCAUGCACAGGUUACUCCUCUUCAUGUAGCAAGUGCUAUGCUUUCUUCUUCCACUGGCCUUCUCAAAAGAGCUUGUCUUCAAUCCCAUUCACAUCCACUCCAAUGCAAAGCUCUUGAACUUUGCUUCAAUGUUGCACUCAAUAGACUUCCUACUUCUGUUUCAAGUCCCAUUUUAGGUCCUCAUUCUCAUGUCCCUUCACUUUCCAAUGCCUUAGUUGCUGCUUUCAAAAGGGCUCAAGCUCAUCAACGUCGCGGAUCGAUAGAGAAUCAGCAACAACCAAUCUUAGCCCUCAAAGUAGAGAUAGAACAGCUAGUGAUCUCAAUUCUUGAUGAUCCUAGUAUUAGUAGAGUCAUGAGGGAGGCUGGUUUUUCUAGUACACAAGUGAAAAACAAUGUAGAACAAGUUGUUUCUAAGUUGGAGAUUAGCACAAAGCCAAUAGUCAUAGGAAAUACCAACAUGUCACAACAAAUAACAUCAUCAGCUAGUCAUGUCCUAAAUUUGUCACUUAGUAAAACAGGACAUCAAGUUAUAAGGAAUGAUGAUGUGAUGAGUGUUGUGGAAAGUAUGAUGAAUUUCAGGAAAAGGAGAAACACAGUUAUCAUUGGAGAGUGUUUAGCCACAGCUGAAGGGGUUGUUAGAGGAGUUAUAGAUAAGUUUGAUAAAGGAGAAGUUCAAGGAGAAAUGAAACAUGUGCAGUUUAUAAGUGUCCCACUUUUCACACUAAGAAAUGUUUCAAGAGAAGAGUUUGAGAUCAAGCUUAGAGAGCUAAGGACUUUAGUAAAAAACUAUAUUAACAGAGGGGUUGUUUUGUAUUUAGGUGAUCUUAGGUGGGUAUCUGAGUUUUGGACAAAAUAUGGUGACCAACAAAGGAAUAUUAGUUGCUAUUCUCCUGUUGAACACAUGAUAAUGGAGCUUAGUAGACUGUUGAAUAGUGCAAUGGGAGAAAAUGGAAGGCUGUGGCUUAUUGGAAUUGCCAGUUUUCAAACUUACACAAAAUGUAAAACUGGACAUCCUUCUUUGCAGACCCUUUGGGAUCUUUAUCCUCUUACUAUUCCUGUUGGCAGUUUGGGUCUCAGUCUCAAUCUUGAAAGUGAUUUGCAUAGUCACUUUAGAAACAAGGCAGCAAUGGAUGGUUCAAGUUGGUCACUUGGUAGAGCUGGAGUUGAGAAGAAUCUAACUUGCUGUGCUGAUUGUGUAGAUAAUUUCUACAGAGAAGUUAAAACCAUGACAAGCAUACAAGUUAAAACUGAGUCAACAACCACUUACUCCAGCCCAGGUUUGCCUUUAUGGCUCCAAAAGUACAAGGAAGAGAACAGACAACAAAACAAUCAACAGGAAUCUGAGGUAAUGGUAGAUCUCUGCAAGAAGUGGAAUUCUAUUUGCACUUCUGUUCACAAACAACAACCUCAUUUUCUAGAAAAAGGCUUAAUUAGCCCUCUAUCUUCAUCACCAUCUCCUUGUUCCUCUAAUUCAAUAUCCUCUUCAAAUGACCACAUGAUGAAAAGCUCAAGCAAGUUGCAUAAAAGCCUUUUGAACUGGCCUGUCAUCUUUGAAUCAAAUCAAUCACCAAAAGAACACCAAUUCUUCAUAUUUGAUCAAAAUGAAAGUACAAAGCCAGAGCUUUUAUCCAAUCCUAAUUCAAGUCCUAAUUCUGCUUCCUCUAGUGAAGCAAGUGGAUACAUGGAGAACAUAGAUAGGUUCAAAGAGUUCAAUUCAGAUAACAUGAAGGUCCUUUGCAAGGCAUUGGAGAAAAAGGUCCCAUGGCAAAAAGACAUAAUUCCUGAGAUAGUUAGUACAAUUCUUGAAUGUAGGUCCAAAAAGAAAGAAUCUUGGUUGUUCUUUUUAGGUGCUGAUUCUGAAGGAAAAGAGAAAAUGUCAAGGGAAUUGGCGAAAAUUGCUUUUGGUUCAGAAGAUAGCUUUGUUUCCAUUGGACUCAGCAGCUUUUCAUCAUCAAGAGCUGAUUCAACUGAUCAUCAAGAAGUGAUUAGUAAUAAGAGAUCAAGAAAUGAACAUGGAAGGAGUUAUCUUGAGAGAUUUGCUGAUGCAGUUCAAGAAAAUCCAAGCAAAGUUUUCUUCAUGGAAGAUAUUGAUCAAGUUGGUUCCUUUUGCCAAAAGGGUAUCAAGAAAGCAAUAGAAACUGGAAGUUUGACACUUUCUGAUGGUGAUUUAGUGUCUUUUAAGGAUGCUAUAAUCAUUUUCAGCUCUGAGAGUUUCAGUUCAGUUUCUAGAGCCUGUUCUCCUCAUCAUGUUACAAAGAAAUGUGAUGAUCAAGAUUUUAAGGAGAAAAAUCAAGAAAAAAUUGGAGAUGAAAUUAGUGCUCCUUCUUCAAUAUUAGAUUUGAAUGUUGCCACUGAGGAAGCAAAUGGAGAUGAAAACUUAAUGGUGUCUCAGGAUAUUGGCAUUUGGGAAGCAGUGGACAAACAAGUUAUCUUCAAGAUUCAAGUCUUGUGAAGUUAGAAAAACUCAGUUGUCAUUACUUCUUUCUUUAAUUUUGUCUUCCUUUUUUUUUUUUUUGCUUACUAAGUUGUUAGCUUUUAGUGUAACUUCUAUUUCAGUUAUGAUCAAAUACGGGGAGGGUAAACUUUGAGAUUAACUCAUGAUGAAGAAAUAGGUCCCUUAGCUUAGAUUAGAUAUGGAGAGUUUGAUAAUGUAGGAUUUGAUGUACAUUACACCUCUUUGAUCUUUGUAAUACUACUACAUAUUAUUAUAUUAAUGCUGAACUUUAUCUUCCAUA
Messenger RNA from Lycium barbarum (goji berry), 3077 nucleotides. RefSeq names its product protein SMAX1-LIKE 3-like. Bases 251 to 2794 code for a protein of 847 amino acids. Gene Ontology annotation, molecular function: ATP binding; ATP hydrolysis activity. The record is from RefSeq and is a predicted model, not a curated record. The transcript has 3 exons. NCBI's taxonomy places the organism in Eukaryota, Viridiplantae, Streptophyta, Magnoliopsida, Solanales, Solanaceae.